Messenger RNA from Pieris macdunnoughi, 2007 nucleotides. The record is from the annotation of a GenBank genome assembly. NCBI's taxonomy places the organism in Eukaryota, Metazoa, Arthropoda, Insecta, Lepidoptera, Pieridae.
AUGAUGAUUUCAAGAUCUAAACAUCGGUCGUCUAUCGAUGUUUGUUCCGAUUGCGGGGCAUCGGAUCCAUCGUGGGCGUCAAUUAACCGUGGGCUGUUGUUAUGUGCUGAGUGCUGUAGUGUUCAUCGCAGUAUGGGUCGGCAUAUAUCGCACGUAAAGUCACUACGGCAAGGGUCUUGGCCUCCGUCGCUUUUAGCUAUGGUGCAAGCACUGACAGCUCAGAAUGUAAAUAGUAUUUGGGAGCACUCUUUAUUGGACACAUCAGCUCCUAAGCAUCUGCGGAAAAAACCGACUCCAAAAGACCCAUUACAUCCAGUUAAAUCUGAGUUCAUUUUGGCAAAACAUUUGCGACUCGCUUAUGUAUUACGUGCUCGUCGUGAUGAGCCACCAAGUGAAUUGGGAAGACAGUUGCACAGUGCUGUGCGAAGUUCCUCUCUGGACACGGGCAUGCGACUACUAGCGCAGGGGGCUGAUCCUAAUUACUAUAAUCAGGAAAAAGGCAACAUGUGCUUACACGUAGCGUGCCGUGCCGGUCAGCCAGCGCAGGCUGAGUUGUUGGUAGCCUGGGGAGCUGAUCCAACAGCCAAGGAUAGCGCAGGAAACACCCCCAGCGAAUGUGCUAGACUAGGUGGCCACACAGAACUUGCAGACCGCAUGACAGAGUUAGUAUAUGAAGCCACAGACCGAAUGAUCUACUUUCUGACCGGUGAAAGACCGGAUCACGCAUCUGGUAGGCACUACAUAGUGCCGCGAGCGCAUGAUACACACGAAAUGACCGACGUCGCUAAGGCUGCUAGGGGAAAGUUGCAACUAUUACCGAACCACCUCUUUGAAGAGCUGGUUAUGGAUAUUUACGAUGAAAUUGAUCGACGGGAAACGGAAGCCAUAUGGCAAACAAGCGCGACGGGCUUAGAGCGAUGUGGUGUGGCAUUUCUGCCCGUGAACCCGGCUCUGUCGGCCCCAAGAAACCAGGGCAGGCAGAAAUUAGCCAGACUGUCUUCACCGGAAUUCGCUACAUUACUCCGGGAUGUUCUUCUAGAUGCUACUAGAAGACAGAGGAUUGCGAGUCUACAGCCCAGAGGUAUAUCGGGUCCUCUAAACCCGUUAUUAUCAGCAAGCCACUUGAAACACAUUUCCCAAAUGUCUGACGAUGAGCCAUUAUACGAUUCGGUCGCUUCGGACGAAGACUACGCGGCGUUGACACCCAUUGACUUGGAUAUGUCAAAUCUAGACCCAAAAGCGGGCGAAACAGUCUCAUCCACAUAUAACCCAUCACUACCUGAAUCAAACGAACGUACAAACACACCGAUAGACAGAAACGAGAUAGAAUCACUUAAAAAAGAACUCGACAAUCGGGACUCAACCAUCACAGAGUUGAAGAACCAGCUCAAAAACCUUCAAACUAUCGUGGAACAGCUGACGAAAGAGAACAGCGUACUAAAAACGAGUAGUAUCGACGAGGACAGCGUGUCCACGAAUGAGGACAAAGAGAAAGGAAGAGAAGAAGAUGUAAGAGUGAAGACCCGCCCGGUCAGUAUGUAUGAGACUAGAGAGGGACCAAGGAAUAACUGGCAGGUUACUAAACAUCAGUUGACAAGUAUUCCGGUUUUGGAGAGAUCCCUAACACAGGGUGCGUUGGAAGUUGGCGUGUCGAGUAUGAUGGAUAUUGAUUCACCUCGGGAGCCAUUGAAUGCUGAGGUAGUCCAAAUGCGUGCGGAAGCCGUGACCCGUGCAAUCCAGGAGUUGUGGUCGGCUGCGAGGCUCCAACGCAGUCGGUUGCCGGACAGGGCUGACUCCAUUCGACGAGCUACGUCGUCACUAUUGGCACUGUUUCCACAGACCUGCUCAGACGCAUCGUUGGACCAGGUAGUAAGUGAUCUUCGUUCAGCGAGCGAAGAAUUGAGUAUUGCUUGCACUGCCCAAGCUCCAAUCGACCAAGUACGAACAGCGGCGUACGACUUGGCCAAGGCGACCAAAAUUUUAGUAACACAUUUCCAGCCCUCCUAG